UCAAGGAAUUCAUGUAAUUCGGUAAUGGCAGUUUUGGUACAGUUAACAUGUAACAAUAAUUCAACAAAAGUUGUAUUAAAAGAAAUUAAAAAUAAUUUACCGAGCUGAUAAAUAAAUCACACAUAAUAAUUGCCGCUGACUAGAUAUCAAUAGUGUUAAAUUUUCCCUACAUUGUUUUUCAUAACAGAGACCUGAUUUUGUGAUUAAAAGAAUAUUCAUUAAAGUGCAUUUGAGUCAUGUCUACAGUAGAAAUUGAUUCAAGUUCAUCCCUUAAACAUUCAGAUAUUUAUAUAAACAAACAACUUAAAAACAAAGUCAAUGAAGAUGAUAAGUCUACAGAUGAAUUUGACUGGUCUUCAAAGUUUAAAAAAGCAGCUUAUUUAUCUGUAGGAUGCCAAAAAUACGAAAUUCUCUUGAACUUGCUUUGUAUAUAUCUAAAGAACGUAACUGCUGAAGCCAUGCAAUAUACUACAAGAUCAUUGCGGCCAACAGAGUUGAGUAAUCACAUUACUCAGAUGAUAGCAUUUUUUUAUUUUUAUUGGAUAAAUAUCAAAGAACAGGUAGAUGAUCACACUUUGUAUUUAAAUAAAAUGACAGAUAUUUUAGCUGUCUAUUUAGAUGUGGAAUUAAAAAUUUCAAGUGCUGAUACAGAAAAGGAUAUAAAUAAUUUGCCUAAUAUAACUUCUAAACUACUUAAUAUUUUAUAUGUAUAUUUGGACAGCUCAAUACAACAUAUUUUCCGUGUUUUAUUCAAAUGUAAAUUAUUAUCUCAGCACAGUAAAAAAAUUUGUGAGCCAAUUUUCGAUAAAUGCUUCCAUAUCAUUAAGGCUAAUGUGGCCAACAAUGAGCUAUCUUAUGUAUGACAUUUAUUAGCAUUAAAGCUUUGGAAAAGCCUUAAAGAAAAUACUGAGGAGAAGAAAAAAAUUGAUCAGCUAGCUGUUAUGAUUCUUGGAUAUCAUCCAUUGGAUUUAAAAGAUUUUCGCAAUAUUUUACCAGCUGUACCGAGUGACACAAAGAAUAAAACUCUUUGGUGGAUGCAAACAGAUUUAAUGGAUAUUAAAAAAUGUUGCUUAGAAUUUUCAAAGUAUGAAGAAAGUAUCUAUAAAGCAGUUUCUUGUAAUAUUGAUCAACCUCAUAUAGAUUCUGGUCCAUAGCAUAUGCCAUCAUACUUCGCGAGAGAUUUAAUUCAUCAGCGAAGUCAGCUAUAUUCUAAAACAACUGUGAGAAAUGUGAAAAACAGUAAAGACCGGAAAUUAAUACCAGGCGAAGUAAUACAUAUCGAUUUAACAAUUGACGAAAUGGACGAGGAGAACAAUAGAAGCAAGAAAAAAAAUAAAAAAUCGAAAGAAAAAAAGUUGACGUGGUUAAAAAUAAUAAAUGAAGAAAAAGUGAAAAAGAAAAAUGGGAAAUUAAAAAAUCAUGUGGAAAUAGUGGAUGCUCACAGUACAGAAAAUUUUGAAUAUAUAACCGAUUUUUUACCGAAUUAUAAACCUCUAUUUGUUAAUGAAAUAAGUGAGAGUACGAAACCUUCGAAUUUUCCAUUGUGCCAAGAUAAAAAUAGUACAGAAGUUAAUGCUAUUAGUUCAGUUAUUCAAGAUAAUUGUAAGAAGGUAACAAAUGAUUCAUUACUUCCUAAUACCGCUGAGUAUUCUCUACAAAUAAAUCAUUCUGUGAAUGAAAACCAAAAUACAAGUCCGAGUAACUCUUGUAAAAGUAAGAAAUAUGAUACAGAGUAUGAAAAACGUGCCAUUAGUAAUAUUAAUGAUUCCAAUAGCUUAAGUAGUUUAGAUAUGUGCCCAGUUUCAACAACUGUUAGUUCUGAAGAUAUUUUAAAUAAUGACAUUUUGUGGAAUGAUGAUAGUUUAUUUGGAUAUUCGGAUUACAAAUUAGAUUUUGACAUUGUCACUAAUUAUUCUGAUGAUUGUAUUCAUAAAAAUUUUGAGCCAGAACCAGAAGAGAGUGCGGUUGAUAUAAAUACGGCUUUGAAAAAUUCUUGUGAUAUAUCAAUAGUUGAUAGCAUUGAUGAAUAUGAAAAUAUUGGUAUUUUAGAUAGUAUUUUACAUGGGGAUACUACUAUGCCUGUGGAUAAAAAAAUUCUUGAAGUUUCUCCACCUAUUAAAAAAGCUAACACAAAUUGGAAUUUUCUUUUUGAUUAUCACUUAGCAAAUAUAGAAGCUCCAGAAGACAUUAUUUUAUCAAGCAAUCAAUUCGUCGAUCCUCGACUCACCAGGAAAAAUAAAGAUAAUAAGAUUUCCUCGAAAAAAAAUUAUAUGACGUCAUUGGGUUUGAGCAAAAGUAAAGAAUCUUUAUUGGAAAUAAAUAAAACAACAUCAAUCGAUGUUGAAAAUAUUCAUAGUGACUGCCAAUAUAAUAAUAGUACUUAUACAAAUAAGGAUAUUUUUGAAAAUAGUGAAUUAAGUGACUCCUUUUUCGAAUUAUCAUCGUACGCCGAAGAUAUAAAUGAUAAAAAUUCUGAGAGUAUUUAUAAAUGUACUCAUAGUAUUAAACAAGACUUACCUAGUCCUAUAUUUCUUCCAACACAUUCAACUUCACCUAAAACCAUGAAAAGAGAAGAAAAUCAUGAUAAUCGUAUCAAUGAAAGGACAGAAGCUUUAGAUAAUAGUGAUAAAAAACAUGCUGCAUCUUCCAUAUUUGCCAAUGUGUCAUCAACAACUUCCAGGCUAAUUUCACUAGAUAGAACGGCUGAUAACAAAACUGAUGACAUUAUUCAACGGAAAUCUCGAAGAUCAUUUCUUAACAACAUUGAAGAGCCAUCUAAAAAAAAACCAAGAAUAUCUCCUUCAAUAAUUGUUCAACAAAGAAGAUUACAAUUUUUACCUGAAGAUUUUGAAGAAUUGUCGGAACGUUCAUGAAAAAACUUUAUUAGCAGCCAAGAUACUGGAAAAAUUUCAUUCCUUCAAUGCUUUUGUCUCCAUACAGCAGACGUGUUCAUGCAUAAAUUAAACUUGAUUGUUGUCGGGCAGCAAUGGUAUACAUAAAGUAUUAAUUAUUCGUAUUCUUAUAAUAAGUAAUAUGUAUUGAAUUACUUUUAAAAUAAGAUAAAGUUUAAAUAAUAAUUUCAUUAAUUGGAAAUUAAUUAAGUGAAUGUUCAAAAUCAAUCUAUAAUAUUUAUAUUAAUAUUUUAUAAGGAU
Messenger RNA from Chelonus insularis, 3152 nucleotides. RefSeq lists its product as uncharacterized. The transcript has 4 exons. Bases 1158 to 2873 code for a protein of 571 amino acids. The record is from RefSeq and is a predicted model, not a curated record. NCBI's taxonomy places the organism in Eukaryota, Metazoa, Arthropoda, Insecta, Hymenoptera, Braconidae.